Silurus meridionalis is the source of this 1459-nucleotide messenger RNA. RefSeq names its product transmembrane protein 167B (gene tmem167b). Lineage: Eukaryota; Metazoa; Chordata; Actinopteri; Siluriformes; Siluridae. The transcript has 3 exons. The record is from RefSeq and is a predicted model, not a curated record. The coding region runs from base 146 to 370 and encodes 74 amino acids.
CACAAUUCCGUUCUACCCGGAAGUUUCAGCCCUUGUUGCUCUUGUUGAUGAUUUGGAAUGGGCGCUGAUCAUGGGUGGGAAAUAGAAAACAUUUAGCCCUAUCUUGGUUCUUCUGCACUCGGAAAAAAAACGAAAUCACGCCACCAUGACAAACGUGUACUCCUUCGACGGCAUCCUAGUCUUCGGCCUGCUCUUCAUCUGUACGUGUGCGUACCUGAAGAAGGUGCCUCGCCUCAACAGCUGGCUCUUGUCUGAGAAGAAAGGGGUGUGGGGCGUCUUCUAUAAAGCGGCGGUAAUCGGGACCCGGCUUCAUAUCGCCGUGGCGCUCUCCUGUCUGGGCAUGGCCUUCUAUCUGGUCUUCUUGAAAUGACACCGAUCUCCCCGGCUUAUGGACACUGUUUGGACGUUGAGGCCUGGAGCGCCAUUGGGAAUGCCGUACAGGAGAAUCCUUCCACCAGGACACACACAGAGACUGCUCCACAUUCCUACUUCCUUCCUGUUUCUCACGUUGUAACCAUUUUGUCAUAAUUUUUUCCUCUUUAUAUGAUAAUUUGUCUUCGACUCGAGCUGGAUGGAGAUGCAUCUAAAUGAGUGUAAAGGAAGAAAUGAUUACAGCACUUGGUGGUUUGAGGUUUUUAUUUGUCAUGGUUGAGCAUGAAAAGGUGUACAAAUAAUUAGAAAGACUGCAAAUUGAGUCACUUUUGUAGACGCAGUGUGUUUAACAUGGCUGUCGAUUAACUUUUUUAGUUGGUCAUAGAAACAACGAUUCUCAGUAAUGUCCACAUGAUGCCAUGACUUUUUUUCUUAUUUUUUCCUUUUCGGAUACACACUUAAACAGAAAUUCAGAAAAUUUGAAAUUCUCAUUGAGGCUUUAGUUAUUUGGUCAGUUUGAAUAAAUCAGAUAAACUGAGACAACAGGGAAAGUCUGGAUAUGCUUUUUUUCAGGUGCUUUUUUUUUUUGUGGCACGGAUAUCAUAUUAUAAUCGGGAUAUUCUCCAGUGCAGGAACAUCAGUGCAGUGUGAAGUUGUUGAAGGUUGCUAUUUGUAAAUAUAUUAUACGAGAUGGUAUAUAAUAAAUAAUAUAAUAUUCAAAAGAUCUUAAAAUUUGGAUUAGAUUUUUUUCCCUUUUUUUUUUUAAAGCAAUAAUUAAUAAGCAAUCUGUCAUCUCAUUUAGACGUCUGCUAAUCCGACUUUCACGAUUGAACCCCCGCUUAUCGCUUAUCGCAUAGUCAACGCCAAACCGGUCCUGGUUUUGAUACCGACGUGCGGAUUCGAUCCUCACACCUGCAGCCUGUCACCUGAGCCUAAAUCAAUCAUUUUAGAACAUCUUUUAGUCUUUUUUUUUUUUUCCACAUUGUGCUUCUGGAGCAGUAAUACUGGGUGUCAAGUGAAACAGUUUUGGUAUCCUUGUUGCUUUUUUGUAUUUAAAUCAAAUGAAAUAAAGAGCAUAUACCAUUUA